GAACACAUCUUGUCCUGGAGUGUACUGAGCAAGCGAGUUUGAUCAGUUCUCCAUGACCGGAGUCCCAUUUUAAAGGACACUUUACGCACCACAAAGUAACCCAGGAGGCGUUGUUCCCAGACCAUGACUCUACUUUGGACUGUCCUACUGGUCGUCCUGAUGACCUUUCUGAAUCUGUCCUACGGUGCAGACACAGACAUCAGGGUGCCUCGUGGCAAAAAGAGGCAGAGCUCAGCUGGAGGGACCAACACCCUUCAGCACCCUCUACAGGCUCUACAGGGAUACAGCAGUGACCAUAGGAGGCAGGGGCGUCACGGGUCACGGGGUACAAAAGCUGGUUUACUGUCUCAGCGGUCUUUGCAUCCUCUGGGGCAGCCUGAGGACGAGGGACCGGGGCUGGAGGGCAUGAGUCCGGUCCUCGUGGAGAUGGGACCAACACGGGACAGAGACAGAGGGCGAACGAGUCACAACAACCUACUUGAGACCAAGAAAGGCAAAGGUCAUGGGAAUGGACAAGCACCCCACAUGGAGCACAGGAGACAAGGCCAUAAGGGGAAACAUAGUAAAGGCUUUUCCCCAGGUCUGGACCUCAGUGCUUCUCUGAAGGACAGGGAUGUUUUUGAGGAUACCCCCUCCUCAGGCCUGACCCUACCCAGUGACCCCCCCUCCCCCAGCAACACCAGCGCCUUCGUCUUCGGCUCGGGCUCUUCUAUGGUUACCACGGUUACAAACGAGCAUCCUCCAACGCUGCCCCCGGCCUCUACCAAACCGCAGAGAACAGGAAAAGGCAAGAGCCAGGGAGACGUAAUGCCGACUCUGGACAUGGCUCUUUUUGACUGGACAGACUACGAAGACAUGAAACCAGAUACAUGGCCAUCCUCAAAUAAAAAAGACAAGAGGCGUACUAAAAACCUCAGUAAUGGAAAUGUUACUUCAGAUUUGGUUGAGCCAUGUGACCAUCACUUGGAUUGUCUUCCAGGUUCUUGUUGUGACCUGCGGCAACACGAGUGUAAAGCACACAACCGAGGCCUCAACAACAAAUGCUAUGACGACUGCAUGUGCGAGGAAGGUCUGCGCUGCUAUGCCAAGUUCCACCGGAAGAGGCGUGUAACUAGGAGAAGGGGGCGCUGUGUAGUCCCAGAAACAGUCAACAGUGACCAAGGAGGCUUCAUCACAAUUUGAGCGACAAAAACACAGAAGAAGAC
Messenger RNA from Periophthalmus magnuspinnatus, 1205 nucleotides. RefSeq names its product dorsal inhibitory axon guidance protein a (gene draxina). The transcript is spliced from 7 exons. NCBI's taxonomy places the organism in Eukaryota, Metazoa, Chordata, Actinopteri, Gobiiformes, Gobiidae. The record is from RefSeq and is a predicted model, not a curated record. Gene Ontology annotation, cellular component: extracellular region. The coding region runs from base 124 to 1182 and encodes 352 amino acids. Gene Ontology annotation, biological process: axon guidance; Wnt signaling pathway.